AUGGCGUAUAUCUACCGUAACAACGCCGGCCGCUUCCGCCUCGAGCCCGGGGUUCACAUAUUUCUUCCGCCGACGGCUUCUGCUCCUGGUCAUAAUGCGAGUAUUGAUGUCCCAUCAACUUCUUCCUCCUCCUGGCGUCCGACCCAAUGGUUCUUCUCUGGUCCCGCAACUGUCGACUCUAGGGGCUUUUUAUUGAAUUGUUCUACCCUCCAGGAGAGCUGCCCGAGCAUCAACCUCCUCUCCAGCGGUGGAGCGCAAAACGCUGCCACGCCAUCCCCCGCACUCAGGAAGCUACACAGCUCCUCGGCGCCCAACGAGGGCAUCACGGGCGUAGAGCCGAUCUUCUCUCCACCCAUUCACAUGCUGCGCAUGCUGAGAAAAAAGAAUACGUUGGCUAGUGGUGGACCUGUCCACCUCGAAAAUCCAGAACGAGAGACAAGGUGGUACUUCAAAUAUUUCCUGGGAAAAGCUCACCACAUUUACUGCGGUAACAUAUCGGAGAAAGAUCCACUACUUUUGGCGAUAGUAAAAUCGGAAUUUGAAGCUGAGGGCCUUCGUCAGUAUCGCGCAAUAUUGUGGACAAAGUUUGGAAGCCAAAAGCUUUGCAUUUCCAACAGUUUCGCAAGUUCAGUUUCGCCCAAGAAGAUCCUUUGUCUCUUUGACAUCUACAGACUUGAAAAAGGCCUGAAAGAAAUCCUCCACCAUGAAGUGCAGAAAGAGGUUCUUACUCUAGAGGAACAGGAGGGAUCAGUAAAUUUCAAAUUCGGAGUUUUGUAUUGUAAAGAGGGACAAACAUUAGAUGAGGAGAUGUACAAUAAUGAAGAGGGAAGUCCACAGUAUCAGGCAUUCCUGAGACUUCUUGGGGAUAGAAUAGCUUUGAAGAACUGGGAUCGCUUCAAGGGUGGCCUUGAUGCAAAAACCGAAACAACUGGCACUGAGUCAAUAUACACGAUAUAUGAAGGCCAUGAAAUAAUGUUUCAUGUUUCCACUUUACUUCCUAUUUCAACGGACAAUCGUCAACAGAUUGAAAGAAAACGUCACAUCGGGAAUGACAUCGUGAAUAUCAUAUUUUAUGACGCAAGCGAUGUGGAAAAGCCAUUGUUAUGGAAACCUUCCAUGAUGAAAACACACUUUACUCACAUUUUCGCCAUCAUUACCUACAAUAAACGCACGAAUGCAUACAGACUAUCGGUAUUCUCUGAAGAGUCAGUGCCCUACUUUGGUCCAACAAUACCGACUUCUCGAGAAUUCACGGACCAUGAGGAAUUGCGCCACUUUCUACUUGUGAAACUGAUCAACGGGGAAAAAGCGGCUUUUCAUUCGCCUGUAUUUGCACAAAAAAGAAUACGCACAUCGGAAAUGCUAUUGAAUAACAUUCUUGAGAAAUACGGCUUUGAGAACAAUACGAAUGGCCCUUACCGCAGAGCCUUCAGUGAGAUAGUUCAAGACUCAACGGAGGGUUCACCGUCUGCCAAAGACCAUAAUCGAAACGACGCCUUUAUUCGAUUCGGACAGCCAUGGCAGCCUAGACGCUUGCAUAUUAAAGCGCAUGCUGACAUCGCCAGUGGUGACACUUGGGGCCAUCAUAUGGAGCCUUUUUACGUUGCAGGAAAAGUCCUGCUGGCCUGUGUUGAUGGUGGUGUCUACGCUCUUGAAGAACACCAGCAGCCUCUUCUUCUCAUUGACAAGAGCGUUGACGUGAAGCAGAUCAAGGUGGCAGAAUCUUUCGGUGUCAUGAUCAUCCGGUACGACAAAGGUCGAGAGUCUCGUAUCUCUGUGCUACAGCUGAGCGAUUUGCCUCUCGCGGAGGUCAUCGAUCGUGUUCUGGUGAAAAAGCACAUGUUGGACCGGUCAAGGGGUUGUCACAUAUUCUCAACGAGUACUUCAGCAACGAGGCCGCUACGGCUAGUGUUUGCCGUUGGUAAACGACUCCUCAUUUACCAAUGGCAAGUGGAGAUCACCGGCAGGUCGUUAUCCUCGUGGAAUCAAUUCACCUACUCUGAGCUUUCAGCUCGCUUUGUUUUCGUUCGCGAAAUUCCCACAAGCGAGGCAGUUCAAGUGCUAAGCAUGCUUGACAGCAACAUGGGCGGCCGUAUUUGCGCCGGCUACCGUAACCAAUUCGAUCUGCUGGACGAACGCACUGGCGAGACGCUCCACCUCUAUCGGACCGAAAACGUUAAAAACCAGGCUGUUGCUGUGGUGGAGAUACGCUCGGACGAUGAUUUAGAGCUCCUCCUUUGCUUUAAUCGCAACUGUUACCUGCAGAGGAUCACGAAGAGGUCCUUGCUAUUCCAUAACCAUUCAGACAUAUUCAAUACUUGCUCGUCUCUCGAAGGGAUGGAGCAUCAAUUUGCCGAGGGAUUUAGCACUACCAGCUCGGCAAUUAAGUCUCCUGUCACUAGUAGCCGUGUUCAAACAGCUGCCACUACUGACUACAACUUCUCGUGGAACUUCGAACCAAAGCAUAUUGUUCUUGCGCCGCCAUACAUUCUGGGUUUUACAGAGAGUGCCGUUGAGUUUCGUCUCCUAAUGAAUGGAAGUCUAGUCCAUACAAUGACAGUUCCUAACUGUCUUCUCCUCUCAUCUAAGCAAGACAUAUACUUUGCUUCGAGUUCGGAAGCGCUUCACCAAAGCAUCCUCUCAGGUGAUCUAUGCCAAUCACCGCACCUGCACUCCUUGCAGACUCUCGAAUCCCCGCUAGUGCAUCCACGACAGGCGACCCCCCCUCAACGCAGUGGGAGUCCAAGUAGAAGCAGGAAAUCUAAUGCUAUAACCAGCAACGAGAGUGUGGUUGGCUAUCCAGGGGGAAGCAAUUUUGUGCUUUCUCCAACGCAGCAAAGCGACGUCCAGGAAACUACGGGUUACGCAUCUUCGGCUUGUCUGACCAUGGGCUCGUCGUCGGAUAGCAGUGGAAGCCAACAUCAUCUCGCCCGCUACAUAUACUGCAUUUCUCUAGAGACGCUAACUGGUCGACACUACGACGGCAGUCCCGAUAGGGGCAGUUGUGAGUCCCCUAACCCAGUCAAAGUGCUCGAAAAGAUACGUGACUUCCGUGAUACACCAGAAACACUGCAAUUUUUCCCGCUUUCCCCUUCAUGA
Echinococcus granulosus is the source of this 3099-nucleotide messenger RNA. Its product is annotated as GTPase-activating Rap/Ran-GAP domain-like protein. Bases 1 to 3099 code for a protein of 1032 amino acids. NCBI's taxonomy places the organism in Eukaryota, Metazoa, Platyhelminthes, Cestoda, Cyclophyllidea, Taeniidae. Gene Ontology annotation, biological process: activation of GTPase activity; regulation of small GTPase mediated signal transduction. Gene Ontology annotation, molecular function: GTPase activator activity. The transcript has 22 exons. Gene Ontology annotation, cellular component: cytoplasm. The record is from RefSeq and is a predicted model, not a curated record.